UUUUAUAGUCAGCAGCAGUUGCCUCUCCUCUCACCAGCCCCUCUGUGGGGGCCCCUACCCAGAAUAAAAGCAGGGGCAGGCCUUCCAGUCUCCCAUCUUCUCUCUCAGGAGCCACCUCUCUUCCUUUGGUUCCUUUCUAGUCCCCACCUCCACUGGAGAGCCUAAGAUAUCAUGCCUCCCAAGAAGCCAGAGCCUAAGAAGGAGGCUGCCAAGCCAGCUGCAGCCCCUACUCCAGCUGCCGCCCCCGCUCCUGAGCCCCUCAAGGACUCUGCCUUUGACCCAAAGAGUGUGAAGAUAGACUUCAGUGCCGACCAGAUCGAAGAAUUCAAAGAGGCCUUUUCAUUAUUUGACCGGACUCCAACGGGAGAGAUGAAAAUCACCUACGGGCAGUGUGGGGACGUGCUGCGGGCCCUGGGCCAGAACCCCACCAACGCAGAGGUCCUGCGCGUUUUGGGCAAACCCAAGCCUGAAGAGAUGAAUUCCAAGACGCUGGACUUCGAGAUGUUCCUGCCCAUCCUGCAACACAUCUCCCGCAACAAAGAGCAGGGCACCUAUGAGGACUUCGUGGAGGGGCUGCGGGUCUUUGACAAGGAAAGCAACGGCACAGUCAUGGGUGCUGAGCUUCGGCAUGUCCUUGCCACCCUGGGAGAGAAGAUGAGCGAGGCAGAGGUGGAGCAGCUGUUGUCUGGGCAGGAGGAUGCCAAUGGCUGCAUCAACUACGAAGCCUUUGUCAAGCACAUCAUGUCCGGGUAAAGCACUUUUCUCCAGGGUACUUGGCCCUGCAUGAGUUAUCGAGAGAUCCUCGGUGGCUGAGUAUUGGACUCACACACAGCUUCUCAGACCCACAACCUUCCCUGGAAAUAAAGCGCUCCAGCAUGGAGUCUUAUUAAUUCUUCA
Mastomys coucha (southern multimammate mouse) is the source of this 897-nucleotide messenger RNA. It is a transcript of the gene Myl4, whose product is annotated as myosin light chain 4. Lineage: Eukaryota; Metazoa; Chordata; Mammalia; Rodentia; Muridae. Gene Ontology annotation, cellular component: myosin II complex. The coding region runs from base 172 to 753 and encodes 193 amino acids. The record is from RefSeq and is a predicted model, not a curated record. Gene Ontology annotation, molecular function: calcium ion binding. The transcript is spliced from 7 exons.